GACGUUUUUCACGUUUCCCGCAGUUGAUGCGCUGAAGACGUCAGCGAUUCAAGUAAACCGCGCCAAUUUCACCCAGUGAAAGCUUUUCAAGACUAUUUCGAAAAUUUUUUUACUGUGUCGGUGAAAAUUUUUCGCGAAUUGUUCGAAAACUUAUUCGAGGAAAAUUUUUUUUUCGCGAAGAAUAAUUUUUUUUCAAAUAAUUUUUUAACGUAAUUUUUUCCACAUCUUCCCCGGGGAGGAUUUUAUUUUCAGAGUUGAAUUUUAUUUUUUUUUUAUUUUUUCAAAUGUCAUGUGUGUUUUAAUUUAAGCCAUGUGGUACCCUGUAACGUGAGAAUAACUUCGUGUAACCGAGAACACUGACAACUCGACGCGGAUAACAAGAUAUGGUAAAAAAUGGCGAUGGCGUACCGGCAAAAAGCGAAGCAUAGCGCAAAGGUACCAUAACAAGGGACACGAUACAGAUAAAAAAAUGGCAACACCGCCAAUAACACCAUCAUCAUUCCAUCAUUUCUUCACCGAGCUCGCAACACUAUCAACGAUACUCAGAGCUCGAUGAAGUAAUACCUACGUGAUCACCAAUGAACAUUAAGGCUGUGAUGUAAAUUCUAACCACCUCUAAAACACCGAUUACCUGCAUACGAAUUCCUCCUGGCGCAGAACCCGCUCUCGACGAUUUAGCAUCCGAAUUCAACAGAUGGGACGGUUACAUCGAAACUGAGCAGAAAUAAUGCUGGUAGAGGGGUAUCCGGAGCUCUAUGAUAAAACUGAACAAAAGCAUAAAGAUAAAACCCACAUAUCCAAUGUUUGGAAGUUGAUUUCUGCAUUAUUGGAAUCAAAAAUUGACCGUUACCCGAUCGUCAUCAUCUCGGAAACGAUAAAGUGCUGAUUUUUGCUCAUCGGCCUCUACUCUCUGGCCAUCUCGACCAUCUCCCAUCAUCUUUCUCUUUCUGCACUCUGGGUUAAAACCACGUGAACACCACAACGGAAGGCUGGGCGAACGCGGCGAAGCGUCUUCACUUGGCGUGCCCGCAACCAACACUCAUCACACCCAUCAGCGAGGCCACCAAUGAUGACAGUGAUGCUUAUCCGACGACAUUUGAGAAGAACCGCCGCCACCACAGCCACUACAACGACGACAGCCACUUCUUCAGCCAGUUAUUACGCACAACCGCAAUAUCCGGCCCAUCCGUUGAAAUUUCGAAUGAAUUACUCGUCGCCUACCAGGGCUAUGCGUUAUUAUCGUAUUUGGAUUUAUACGUGCAAUGCCGUCCUAUUUGUUUGCGUAAUCGGUUUCAUAAUCGUCGCUUGUAAAGUAAUCGUGGCCGAUCCGCGCCGAACCCUUAUACCGGACUUCAACCUCACCCAUCCCAGUUUACUAUACGCUUAUUUCGCGCUCAUUAUGCAAAGCGGUUUCCUACAAUUGGUCGGCUGCUUAGGUGCUAGAAAUCUAAACGAGCGUCUCCUAAACGUUUAUUGGUGCUUAUUACUGUUACUAUUAAUCGGCGACGUGUUACUGGGCCUAUUUUGGGUACACCAUUUCGAAUAUAUCGUUACGCAAGUGCGUCCCGUGCUCAAGAAUCGAUUUCGCGCGCAAUACGGUUCGGACAGCGAGUUCACCGAAUUAUGGGACAUGGUGCAACGUAACGAUCAAUGUUGCGGAGUCGAAAACUACAAAGAUUUUUAUCAAAAUUAUUCCUUCGUUAAUUGGGUUACAGUUACCUCGUCGUCAACAGAUGAAGAUCUGCUGUCACCAACCGCCUUGCUGCCAGCCAGUUGCUGCGGAGGUCUAUCAGUCAGACAAGUGACGACGUUAAAACCGCCGGAAGCUCGUCGCAAUCUAAUAUUUUCGACGACGACAACCUCGAGCACAACGGUACCUCCACUGCCACCAAUAUUCUCCACAGCCGAAUCGAUAUCGGUUACAGAUUUUAUAAUAACUGAUGGCAUCAGAAUAAGGUGUUCCAGAGAUGACGAAGUAUUCUAUACGACAGGAUGCGAAAAACGACUACUGACGUGGUUACGUUCCAGUCUAGAUAUAUUAUUCGUAUUAGGUUACUGCGUUAUAUCGUUCCUUAAAUUAUGCUUCCUCGGUAUUUUACGGUAUGAAAUACGAGAAAUGAUACAAAAAAUUAAGAUUUUACAAAGUGAGCAACACAAUAAUGCAGAAUGUCAAGAUACUUCGUUAUCAGGAGCUCAGAAAUUCCAACAGAUACGUCGAUACGACCAUAAUGGUAGUGUAAUGGGAGUAGCACAACCCCUACUCGAACGGCAUAACAUGGAUGCAGAUUCGACGCACAGUAUGGAUCGCGAAAACAGUUUGGCAGACGACGCCGAACUUUCGGCCACUUCGCCUCUGCUAAUGCCGAUGGAAAAACGUUCAUCUCAAGAGAACAUUGACUCUUUCCAAACAACACCAGCUCACCUGAAUCUAACAAAUCACCAAAGACAUUUAUCUUUACUAAACGCCGACACCGGUAACGAUUCGGAUACCAACAGCCAUUGCGCGCUGAUAAUUCCGGACGAAGCUCGAGCGAAACGAGCUCAAAGGUCUUCGAACGGUAACAACAACUACGAAUUACACGAGUUACAAGAUUUAGACAGGAUAAAAACCAGCAGAAACAGGAAUAAGAUUUGACUACGGCGAUGCAUCGCAUUAUGGGUAAAGCCCGACGAAGAAUGCGUUAACUUUCCAUUCGACAUUACUAGAUCCGAGUCAGAAGGUGACUAUUGAACUACCUACCUACGCAUCUAGGUAAAUUCCUCCUCGAUUUUAAUUAUAAAUAUAUUCGUUGUAUUUGUGUAAUAUAAUUACGAAAAAACAAUUUUUAAUUUUAAUGUUUUGUUUUAUUUUUGUUAAUUUUUUUUGCCCUUGAAAAAAAAUUGUUCUCGACUGUUUAUUUCUUCCAAUGGUACGAUACGAAACCUCUCUCUCUUCAAGUCACCGCAGCAAAAAAUCGAUUUUAGGCGACAAUACCUACAUAGUCGUAAAAAAAAUGAAAAGCAUUUCCCUGUUGUGCAAAUUAUAAACAAUAACAUUGACGAUUCGAAAAUAUUACGAGUUUACGUUCAUUAAAAAUGUUGGCAAUUUGAGUAAGUUUAUAAUUGUUUUAUGAGUAGUUGGUCGUAUUGAAAAAUUUCGAAAACUUGAUCCAAACUAAUUUCUAAUCGAGGCUUCAUGAUUAAAAUGAUCAAAGGAAAAAUACAAUACCACGAAUUGAAAAAAAAACCUAUCACAUAACGAAAUUUUUCAACGAAAAGCUUCCCCUAAAGUGAAAAAGUUGAAUGAAAUGAGCAAAAGCAAAAUAAAAUAAAUGACGAUGUGGAGCAAACCAGGCUGUUUGAAAAAUUGACUGACAUUCCCCAAAAAACGUGAGAAUUAGACUAACACCAACUGAAAACCAGUUUUUAUCUGUCUCUAAUGAAGUAAAAACUUUCGUCAUAGCGCAAAGGUCAGAUACCUACUAAAAUUAUUUUUAAAUGUUUCGAAUUAGUUUCGAAACAUCAAAUGAUUACCUAUCAGGUUUCACACGAAGGGAAAUGAAAUGAACGGUUCGAAACAAUAAUUAACGCUAAUCAAAUACAUAAAAAUUCCCAAUAUACGGUGUAAGAAUAUUUCGUACAACUGAAUAUAAUACGCUUUUCACAGACAAUUGUGUUAAAUGUUAAUUUGUUAUCAUGUAUUCUUUUUUGUCUUUGUUUAUGUUGAUAAAUGAAAAUAAAUUAUGUAGAUAAA
Molecule: messenger RNA, 3733 nt
Organism: Planococcus citri (citrus mealybug)
Lineage: Eukaryota; Metazoa; Arthropoda; Insecta; Hemiptera; Pseudococcidae
Exons: 9
Coding region: 1067-2635 (522 amino acids)
Cellular component (GO): plasma membrane
Source: RefSeq, a predicted model, not a curated record